Tremella mesenterica DSM 1558 is the source of this 1734-nucleotide messenger RNA. RefSeq lists its product as uncharacterized. Gene Ontology annotation, molecular function: ATP binding; ATP-dependent protein folding chaperone; ATP hydrolysis activity. Gene Ontology annotation, cellular component: chaperonin-containing T-complex. The transcript is spliced from 9 exons. Gene Ontology annotation, biological process: protein folding. The coding region runs from base 1 to 1677 and encodes 558 amino acids. NCBI's taxonomy places the organism in Eukaryota, Fungi, Basidiomycota, Tremellomycetes, Tremellales, Tremellaceae. The record is from RefSeq and is a predicted model, not a curated record.
AUGGCUGCAACAAUGUAUCAACGUGAUCCCAGAUCUGGCCUGUUCCUUGGUGGGACAAGAGUCAGUGGGGCGGAAAUACGAGAUCAGAAUGUCAUGGCUUGUCAAACCGUGUCAAACAUCCUAAAAUCUUCUCUUGGUCCUGUAGGCCUCGACAAAAUGUUAGUGGACAAUGUGGGAGAUGUGACCAUCACCAAUGACGGCGCUACCAUCCUUUCUCUGCUUGAAGUCACACAUCCAGCUGCGAAGAUCCUCGUGUCACUUGCUACUCAACAAGAUAAAGAAGUAGGGGAUGGGACGACGAGUGUGGUGUUGCUCGCUUCUGAAUUAUUGAGAAGGGCGAAUGAGUUGGUACGGAAUAAAAUUCACCCAACUACUGUCAUAACGGGAUAUCGACUCGCGUGCAAAGAAGCAUGCAGGUUUAUGGCUGAACAACUCUCCACAAAGGUCGACAAGUUGGGAAGAGAAUGUCUCGUCAACGUAGCUAAAACCUCCAUGAGUUCAAAGAUCCUCUCUGCCGACGAUGAUUUCUUCGCUCCUCUCGCUGUCGAUGCCAUGAUGGCGGUCAAGACGAUUGAUCCCAGAGGAGAGAAAAAGUACCCUGUCAAAGCUGUCAACGUACUAAAAGCGCAUGGCAAGAGCGCUAGGGAGAGUUUCAUGGUCAAAGGGUAUGCGUUAAAUUGUACCGUGGCUAGUCAAGCCAUGAAAACACGAAUCACCAAUGCCAAAAUCGCAUGUCUUGAUAUCAACUUGGCAAAGCAACGUAUGCAUCUAGGAGUGAACAUCACCAUCGAUGAUCCCGAUCAAUUGGAGGCGAUCCGGGCUAGGGAGAGUGAAAUGGUCCUCGAACGCAUACGCAAGAUCCUCGCUACCGGUGCCAAUGUUGUCCUCACUACCAAAGGUAUCGACGACCUAUGUUUGAAAGAAUUCGUAGAAGCUGGCGCUAUGGCAGUCCGAAGGUGCAGAAAAGAAGAUCUCCGUCGUAUCGCUAGAGCAACAGGAGCCACUCUCGUAUCUUCUCUCGCCAACUUGGAAGGGGAUGAAACUUUCGAAGCUUCUUCACUUGGAUUCGCAGAUGAGGUGGUACAGGAACGUAUCAGUGAUGAUGAGUUGAUCUUGAUCAAAGGUACAAAAGCAGUCAGCAGUUCCAGUGUGAUACUCCGAGGAGCAAACGAUUAUAUGUUGGAUGAGAUGGAAAGGGCUUUACAUGAUGCGUUGAGCAUAGUGAAGAGGACGUUGGAAAGUGGGAGUGUAGUUCCUGGUGGAGGAGCUGUGGAGACUGCCUUAUCUAUCUACCUGGAGAAUUUCGCUACGACUUUGGGCUCAAGGGAACAAUUGGCAAUUGCGGAAUUCGCAGCUGCUUUACUUACAAUCCCAAAGACUCUGGCUCAUAACGCCGCGAAAGAUUCCACCGAUCUAGUUGCCAAACUCCGAGCUUAUCACAAUGCCGCACAAAGUGCACCAGUCUCGGAUCCUCAACGUGGUCUCAUGUUUUACGGUCUUGAUCUUUUGAAAGGUGACGUUGUGGAUAAUCGUCAAGCAGGUGUGUUGGAACCUACCAUCAGUAAGAUUAAAAGUCUUAAAAGUGCUCUUGAAGCUGCUACUAGUUUAUUGAGGAUAGAUGAUAGUAUAACUGUCGCACCUGAGAAAAGAGAGGAAGAUGAUGGACAUGGGCAUUAGAUAUCGAUGAAUGGGAGUGAUGAAAGUGAUGGAAUGCAUGAAGUUUUCAUCUACAUG